Messenger RNA from Zychaea mexicana, 745 nucleotides. Its product is annotated as phosphatase inhibitor-domain-containing protein. The record is from RefSeq and is a predicted model, not a curated record. The transcript has 3 exons. Gene Ontology annotation, cellular component: nucleus. The coding region runs from base 104 to 631 and encodes 175 amino acids. NCBI's taxonomy places the organism in Eukaryota, Fungi, Mucoromycota, Mucoromycetes, Mucorales, Lichtheimiaceae. Gene Ontology annotation, molecular function: protein phosphatase 1 binding; protein serine/threonine phosphatase inhibitor activity.
GAUCACCCGACAAAGUGUUCACGGCAUAUACUUUUUUUCUUCUUUUGCAUUUGUUUCAUAUCAGUAUACUAAUAACAACAACAACAACAACAAGACGAAGACGAUGGAAGAACAAAGAACAAAUGGAAAUUACCAUCCGCCCACACAAACACGCAUGGCAGGCGGUGCAACGUCAACUCCAACUCAUGGAUCAAGAACUAUAACGCUCGAUCCAACACAAGAUCAGCAUAGCGAUGAUCGAGAAGAUGCCAGCGCCGAGAAUAGCGAAGACGAAGUCGGUGUUUUACGCUUGAGAGGCGACAUGUCAGCUCGACGACCUCGUGCCAUUCAAUGGGACGAAAGUGUCGUUGAUAAUGAACACAUGAAUAAGAAAAAAUCAAAAAUCUGUUGUAUCUAUCAAAAACCUCGCGCAGUGGGCGAAUCGUCUUCGGAAUCCGAAAGCGACAGUGAUAGCAGCAGCAGUAGUAGCAGUGGCAAUGAUAGCGAUAGUUCGCAUGGUGACAAGUGUGGACACAAGCAUCACCAUCACCGGCAUAGCAACAAGAAGAAAAAGAGACGUAAUCCUCGGGAAGCCAGUCCAAAUGCUUAUGAGCGUCAACCUGUUUAUAAUAAAGAUCGACAGCGGAAAUAGGUGUAUACAAGUAGCGAGAAAAAGGAGUAGGGCAGGAGGAUUAAGGAAUGUUGGCAAAUAGACUAGCCUCCACUUAUUUGAUUUGGCUGGUUGGAUCUCGGACAAUAUACGAAA